Medicago truncatula (barrel medic) is the source of this 2414-nucleotide messenger RNA. RefSeq names its product probable L-type lectin-domain containing receptor kinase VII.2. The transcript has a single exon. The record is from RefSeq and is a predicted model, not a curated record. Gene Ontology annotation, biological process: protein phosphorylation. NCBI's taxonomy places the organism in Eukaryota, Viridiplantae, Streptophyta, Magnoliopsida, Fabales, Fabaceae. The coding region runs from base 79 to 2157 and encodes 692 amino acids. Gene Ontology annotation, molecular function: carbohydrate binding; protein kinase activity; ATP binding.
GAUAAUCAAAUAAAUUCAUCACAACAAGAUCUUCUUAUGCAAAACAAUCUUAAACCAUCUUAACUACCUUAAUCCCUAAUGUCUCUUCUCCUAAUCCUUAACAUAACACUAUUACUUUUGUUGUCUUCAGUUUCAUCAACUGAAUUUGUUUAUAACAGAAACUUCAACUCAACAAACAUAAACCUUAAUGGAAAUGCAACAAUUCAAAAUUCAAUCCUCACUCUCACAAACCAAACAUUUUUCUCAAUUGGUCGUGCUUUUUUCCCUCAAAAAAUACCAACAAAACCAAUCAAAAACUCUUCAAAUUUUCUUCCAUUUGCAACUUCUUUCAUAUUUUCCAUCACUCCUUGCAAGAAUUUCCCAGUUGCACAUGGCUUUGCCUUCAUUUUCUCACCAUCAAUGGUGAUCAAUGGUGCACAAACAGGAAACUAUCUUGGACUGUUUAAUAGAACCUCUUCAGGUAAUGAUUAUAAUCAUGUCUUUGCAGUUGAGUUUGAUGAUUAUAGGAAUGAAGAGUUUAAUGAAGUUAAUGAUAAUCAUGUUGGUGUUGAUUUGAAUUCUAUUAUUUCUAAUUAUUCUGAACCUGCUGAGUUUUGGGGUGGUGGAAAAAAUGGUGAUGAAUUGGAAAAGUUGAAACUGUCUAGUGGUGAAAAUUAUCAAGUUUGGAUUGAGUUUAGGGAGUUUGAAAUUAAUGUUACUAUGGCUCCGGCGGGGAAAAGAAAACCUAAUAGGCCUUUGAUUAGCAAGCCUAUUAAUUUUUCUAGGGUUUUUGUGGAUGAAAUGUAUGUUGGAUUUUCGGGAUCGACUGGGAGAAUGGUUGAUACUUGUAGAAUUUUAGCUUGGAGUUUUAGUCAUUCGAAUUUUUCGAUUGGUGAUGCUUUGAAUACUAAAAAUUUGCCUACAUAUGUGAAUCCAAAGAAAUUCAUAUAUAAAUCUAAGGCUUUUGUUAUAAGUGUGAUUUUUGGUUCACUUUUAGUCUUUGGUUGUUGCAUUUUGGUUUUUUUCAUUUUGUUGAGAAAAAAGAAGGAAGAGAAAGAGGAAGAAUUUGAAGAUUGGGAAUUGGAGUAUUGGCCACAUAAGAUUAGCUAUAAGGAGAUUUGUGAUGCAACAAGUGGAUUUUCUGAAGAGAAUGUGAUAGGAAUUGGAACAAGUGGGAAAGUAUACAAAGGAGUUUUGAAAGGAGGAGACGAAGUUGCGGUGAAGAGAUUCAAUCAUGAUACUCAGCAUGGAAUGAGAGGCUUUCUAGCUGAGAUUUCAAGCUUAGGAAGACUGAAACACAGAAACUUGUUGGGUUUCAAAGGUUGGAGUAAAGAAAAACGAGGGAAAUUAAUACUGGUUUUUGAUUACAUGGAGAAUGAGAGUUUAGAUAAAAGAAUCUUUGAAUGUGAAGAGACGAAGUUGCUUAAUUGGGAAGAAAGAAUAAGAGUCCUAGAAAAUGUAGCUAGUGGAAUUUUAUAUCUACAUGAAGGUUGGGAUUUUGAGGUUUUGCAUAGAGAUAUUAAAGCAAGUAAUGUGCUACUUGGCAAAGAUAUGAAUGCAAGAAUUGGUGAUUUUGGUCUUGCAAGGUUGCAGCAUCAAGAACGAGUAGCUGACACAACGAGUGUGAUAGGUACUUUAGGGUACAUGGCACCAGAACUAGUUAAAGUUGGUAAACCAUCAACUGCAACUGAUGUUUAUAGUUUCGGAAUAUUGGUUUUAGAAGUUGUUUGUGGUAGAAGGCCUAUUGUAACGGAUGAACCACCAUUGGUUGAAUUGGUAUUUUCUCUUAUGGAGAAAGGUGAAUUGAGUAGCGCAAUUGAUGAACGUUUGAAGGGUCAAAUGGAGUGUAAAUAUAACACAGUCGUAGCUGAGAGAUUGCUUCAUUUGGGUUUGUUAUGUGCUAGUGUAGACCCUGGUGUUAGACCUACAAUGAGACAGGUUGUGAAAGCUUUGGAGGGUGUAAAAUGCACUGAGUGUAAUGAAGAGUGUGUUCAUGUGAGUCUUAUUGGAAAAAUAAACUUAGCAGCAUCAUGGUCUAAGAAUUCUUAUGAUUCGGCACGUUUAAACUCUCCUACCCUUGCUGAUAUUUUGCCAUUCAAAUAUUUUUCUGGAGAUUGUUUAAGUGUGUCUUAUGCGAGUAUGGAGCCAUUGUCUGAUUCUCUCUCAGAAGGAAGGUGAUCGAGAACCGAAAUCAAGCAAGUGAACCAGGUGGCAUUUUCCAAUGUUUGUAAUACAUUCUGAACAAGUAAGAUAGGUAGCAUUCCAUAAGUAAGUUCUUGGUUUAGAAUCCGAUAUCUCUAUGUGACUAACCAUAGUUUUCUUUUGUAACUUUCUCACUACCAUUUGAAUCAGUAAUAUUUGAACUCUAAACAUUAAGGAUGUUAGUUUCUUACCAUUGUUAUCAUUGUCAUUAUUAAUGGAAGUCUUUUCAGUAU